GAAGCAGAUGACGGCCGCUGCAGAGGGGCGGCCCGGCCGGACUGGGUAUCGCCUCCCUCCCCUCUGUCUCCCAGGUGCCACUGGGACCAGGGUGGGGCAGAGCCAGGAGCAUCGGACAGGGGCCGAGGGAAUUCGAGCUUCGCAGAUUCUGGAGCAGUGUCUCCUAAAAUGAAGCAAACUGGGGCCUUAGCUUUACUGGGCAUUUGCUCCGAUUCCAACAAUUGAUGAACCAACCACCCAUCCACCAAUAUAGCUCGGAGCUGGAUAAGCACCGCCCAUGCAAAUCGUGGCUUUCCUUGUCUCCACCUGGGGUUUGCACUGGUGUGCAGCUAUGCUGACAGCAGGAAUCAGGACAUAUUCUCAGUGCAGACGAGGCUUGAGGUUUUUACCAAACCAUGGAAGAUUUUCUAUCACUUAAUGUUCGCUUGCUUGGCAGCAAUUGAGUGUACUGGUCUCCUUGUCAUGGCAACCAUUGUCCUGGAAAAACUUACUCGCCUUUUCAUUAAUGUGCAGCAGCUUUGGCAGGUCCCCAGGCUGCUGGAAACGGCAUUCCCCUCGCCUCCCUGCACCGUGGGUACCUCAGAUGUGCCUAAGGUCUUCUGGAAACCCUACAUUCACACCGGCUACAGACCCCUCAACCGGACCUGGAAGUAUUACUUCUUGACGCUUUUCCAGCCGCACAACGAAGCUGUCAACGUCUGGACUCACCUCGUGGCUGCACUAAUCCUGCUGUUGAGGUUCCAGCGUCUUUCCCAGACGGUGGAUUUUGUGAGCGAUCCUCAUGCCCAUCCCCUGUUCAUCAUUGCCAUUGCUUCUAUCACCUACCUAACCUUCAGCACCCUGGCUCACCUCCUCCAAGCCAAAUCAGAGGUCUGGCAUUAUAGCUUCUUUUUCAUGGACUAUGUGGGAGUAGCCAUUUACCAGUACAGCAGUGCCUUGGUGCAUUACUACUAUGCCAUUGAGCCAGACUGGCAUGCAAGGAUCAUGGGGUUUUACAUGCCGGGGGCUGCUUUGCUAGCUUGGUUAUCGUGUGCAGGUUCCUGUUAUGCUAAAUAUAGAUACCAUCAGCUUCCCCGCCAUCUGAGCAGGGUGUGUCAGGAAAUGCCCUUGGGCCUGGCGUAUGCUCUAGACAUUAGCCCAGUAAUUCACCGGCUCUACACUGUUCAGCCCUCCGAGCAGGCAGAUCCAGCCCUUUUAUACCACAAAUGCCAGGUGCUGUUUUUCCUUAUCGGUGCUUUUUUCUUCUCGUACCCUUAUCCAGAGAAAUGGUUUCCGGGGAAAUGUCAUUUCUUUGGGCAGGGGCAUCAGAUCUUCCACGUGUUUCUGGUGCUGUGCACCCUAGCCCAGGUGCAGGCGGUGGCUCUGGACUAUGAGUCAAGGAGGGAGAUCUACACCAGUCUGCACGGUAACCAGACUCGCAAUUUCUCUGCCCUGUGCUUCUUCACCGUAGCCUGCUGCCUCCUCACUGCCGCUUACAUGACUAGCAAAGUGAAGUGCAAACUGAAUUGCAAAGGAGAAUGAAAGCUGUGGAGAGGAAGCUCCUGAUCUUUCCCAUCCUGGCUGUUUGAGGGGAUGCCACCAUAACAAUCUGGAUUCAAAUCUGGCUAUGGACAAGUGUAAAGUGUGAUGGAAUACUUGGAAAUGUGCUAUUGUUAAGUGAUCUGCAAAGGGAAAAUGCUGGAAGUUUGUGCUCUUUUGGAUUUUUUAUGAUGGAUAAAGAAGACCUGGAAAGGUGUAUGUGUGUAUAAGUGUUAAACCGGUUUCUUUUUCUGCUGAUUUUCUGCCUUCGAAAUUCUGGUGCUGUCUUUAAAAGACCUCAAUGAAGAGCUGGGAGUAACGCUCUCUUUGCUAAAUAUGCAUCCCGCUGCCCCGACAUCUAAGGGCUGAGAAAGCUGACUUGCACAGCUGAGAUCUAGGUCUAGCAAAACCAGGAGUGGUCAAUUCUAAUAUUUCUCAGGCAGAAGUUAAGACAGAAAAAACAAGUCCAGCUUGUCUUUACAUGUCGCAAAGAAGCAAACAAGGGGACAAGACAGACAUUUUUUUUCUAUUCAGGUCACUUUAUAUAGCACAGGAACUUUACACGGCACUUUACACACAGAGAAAGACAUGUGGCCUGCCCUUAUAAUCUAAAUAAGACAAGCUACACUGAAGACAAGGCCCUAUCAGGAGGGGGGAGGAGGUUAUCAGUGAUGAAGAGGAGAAGGGAGGAAGGAUAGCUGGAAGAAAUGGGUUUCUAGGCGGGAUCUGAAGGAGGAGAGAGGCCAGUAGGCCACUGAGAAGAGGGAAAUUUUGUCUUUACUGCCCCUGUACCCCUAAAAGUUCCCUCUGUUGCCACCACGGGUUCAGUUCCAUUGCAGGUAGCAAUAAUGAGAAUCCCUGGUGUUUUAACCACUGUGUCUUGCAGACCUGAUCCGGGUGAUAAAACCAAUGGCAGCUAGUCUCUACUACAGCUGUCGGCACCGUCGUUACACCAGCAUUGGCAAGAGUGGUAAAGAGAGACGCUCUCGUAAACGUAGCCAGAGUCCUGGACGUUCUAGAACAGGUUUGAAAGUCGCUGUGCUUGAACAAAAAAACUUCAGAGAGAAACCGCAGAACUAAAAUUCAUUUGCAGAUUUAACACCAUUAAUUUGGGCUUGAAUAGGGACUGGGAAUGGCUGGCUCUUUACAAAAGCAGCUUUGCCUCUCCUGGAAUUGACACCUCCUCGUCCACUGUUGGGAGUGGACACCAUCCACCCUGAUCGAAUUGGCCCUGUCAGCAGUGGGUCUCCAUUUGCGAGGUAACUCCCUUCUCUUCAUGUGCCAGUAUAUUUAUGUCUGCGUCUGUAAUUUUCACUCCAUGCAUCUGAAGAAGUGGGGUUUUUACCCACAAAAGCUUAUGCUCAAAUAAAUCUGUUAGUCUUUAAGGUGC
Messenger RNA from Caretta caretta (loggerhead turtle), 2908 nucleotides. RefSeq names its product progestin and adipoQ receptor family member 7 (gene PAQR7). Gene Ontology annotation, cellular component: plasma membrane. Lineage: Eukaryota; Metazoa; Chordata; Testudines; Cheloniidae. Gene Ontology annotation, biological process: response to steroid hormone. Gene Ontology annotation, molecular function: nuclear steroid receptor activity; steroid binding. The record is from RefSeq and is a predicted model, not a curated record.